GUCUAAAGUCUAGGCCACCUCUUUCAUUUUCUCAGCCCACGCACGGGCUUCCCGCUUCUUUCGCUCAUCUUUUCCCUCUCUGAAGAAAAUCAUCAUCCUAUAAUCUUACCGUUUCAAUUCAAUCUAAUUCUAUAAAUAAUGUAAAUUACUCAUUUCCAAACAAUUCUCGUAUUCUUCAAUCCUCUUUUGUCUCUUCAGAUCUGUUUAAGUCAUUCUAAUGAACUAUUGGAGCAGAGGGAAUUGAAAGUUAGGAGCAUUCUCUGUUGAGUUGCAUUACAGGCUUUAUAUGCUGUAACUAUCUUGGAAAAGGAGGCAUUAAUGGAGAAAAACGUAACAAAUUCUCCAACUUCUGAGAAACUGGAGCAAGGUGCAGUUGAGGUUCGGAAAGAGGAUCCUAUGGAGCUAUCAAAAGAGAUGAAAUCUUUAGAUAUCAGCAUGGGUGACUCCAAAUUACACGAUAAUGGAGAACAGGACACUGGUGAAAAUAUUGACAAGAGUAGUGUCUUGGAAUCCGAAUGUCAAGGAGAUAAUUUAGAUGAUAGCACUAAAAAUGAUGACUUGAGUAAGAUGGACACGAGUAGGGAUUUUCAGUCUAAAUGUCGGAGAGAAAAGUUAAAGAAUGAUAUUCAAAAAGGUGACCUGGAUAAGAAGAUAAACGAGGAUGAGGAUUUUGAGUCCAAACCUGUUGAAGUUACAAAGCAAACUGUGGGAAAAAUUCUUGGCAAGGAAGAGUCAGAUCCUGUCUCUGAUAGAGAAGAGGUUCUUGGUAUGGAAACUAACAGGACCACAUCUUCCCAUUCUUUUGGUUCUGCUCCUGAAUCUGAAGGAUCUGAUUGGCCUGAGAAGGCUACGGCUAUUGGGAACUUUGUAAAGGAGAAAGGUGUAGUUGCUGUUACAAGUUUUCUGCGUGCCCUAUCUCGGAAAAGAGAUGGGUUUGGGGAGUUUCCUCCUGAUGAAGAUGAGGGGUCUUCAGAUUCAGCUAAAAAUAGAGAAGCCACAGAAGAUUCUCAAAAACCAUUAUAUAGAUCAUGGAAUCCGCUAAACUAUAUUAUAAAUCCCCGUGAUGUUGAUGCAAAAAGAAAGACUGACCAAGGGACAGAAGUCAUAGAAGAAGCACCACAACCUAUAGUCAUGAAAGGAAGAAUUAUACUUUAUACAAGGUUAGGGUGUGAAAGGUGUAAAGCAGUCAGAUUAUUUUUGUAUAAUAGAAGGCUUAGAUAUGUUGAGAUUAACAUUGAUGUAUACCCUAGUAGAAGGGCUGAGCUAGAGAAGUUUACUGGGUCUUGUGUGGUUCCUAAAGUAUUCUUUAAUGAGGUUGUUAUUGGAGGAUUGAGUGAGCUCAAGAGCUUGGCUGAAUCUGGCAAACUUGAAGAGAAGAUGGAUUAUUUGAUUGCUGAAGCACCACCAUAUGAGGCUCCGCUACCACCUCUUUCUGGUGAAGAUGAUGCAUCCACUAGUGGGUCUAUUGAUGAAUUAGCUCUUAUUGUUCGUAAAAUGAAAGAAUCUAUAGUUGUUAAGGACCGAUUCUAUAAAAUGCGGAGGUUCUGCCGCUGCUUUCUUGGUUCAGAGGUUGUUGAUUUCUUGUCAGAAGAUCAAUACUUGGAGAGGGAUGAGGCUAUUGAAUUUGGACGAAAGCUCGCAAGUAAACUCUUCUUUCGACAUGUUCUGGACGAGAAUCUAUUUGAGGAUGGCAACCACUUGUAUUGGUUCUUGGACGAUGAUCCUAUUGUGUCUUCUCAAUGUUUCAACAUCCCUAGGGGUAUAAUUGACGCAAAACCAAAACCAGUAACAGAAAUUGCAUCAAGGCUGAGGCUUUUGUCUUAUGCAAUAUAUGAAGCUUACACAUCGGAAGACGGAAAGCAUGUUGAUUACAGAACUAUUCAUGGAAGUGAGGAGUUUGCAAGGUAUUUGAGGAUAAUUCAAGAACUCCAGAGGGUAGAAUUAGAAGAUAUACCUAGGGAAGAAAAGUUGGCGUUCUUUGUAAAUCUAUACAAUAUGAUGGUUAUUCAUGCCAUACUUGUUUGGGGUCAUCCAGAUGGAGUAUUGGAGCGAAGGAUAUUGUUUGGAGACUUCAAAUAUGUAAUUGGUGGGUGCACUUACUCUCUUUCGGCCAUUCAAAAUGGCAUUUUAAGGAGCAACCAGCGAGUGCCAUACAAUCUGAUGAAACCAUUCAGGGUGAGCGAUAGACGUUCGAAGGCAGCUCUUCCCUAUCCAGAGCCUCUAAUUCACUUUGCACUCGUUUCUGGUACCUGAUCUGGACCAGCACUUAAAUGCUACUCACCUGGGAACAUUGAUAAGGAGUUGAUGGAUUCAGCCCGUAAUUUCUUAAGAGGUGGAGGAUUAAUUAUUGAUUUGAAUGCCAAGGUCGCAUAUGUCAGCAAGAUCCUUAAAUGGUUUAGUGUGGAUUUUGGCAAGAAUGAGUUGGAGGUACUCAAACAUGCAUCAAACUACCUGGAGCCUGCCAACUCCGCAGCUUUGCUUGAGUUGCUUGCCGAUGAUCAAUUAAAGGUGAUAUACCAGCCUUACGAUUGGGGUCUAAACUUUUAGAAUCAACUUUGGCUUCCCAGUACACUACAUAUACCUUAUUACAUCUUACAUUUUUUUUUUUUUUUGCAAGACAUUGCAUGAGAGAAGUCUCAACUAUAUUUUGAAAACGAAAAAUGAAAAAGGAUCUAACUCAAGUUGCUUUCUUCUUUCUUGAACAUUGAGCGGAUCCUAUUUGGUUCCAGUAACAUUAGGAACUAAUAUAAGCUGAUAACAUGAGACCCUCA
Molecule: messenger RNA, 2771 nt
Organism: Jatropha curcas
Lineage: Eukaryota; Viridiplantae; Streptophyta; Magnoliopsida; Malpighiales; Euphorbiaceae
Product: electron carrier/ protein disulfide oxidoreductase
Biological process (GO): intracellular signal transduction
Source: RefSeq, a predicted model, not a curated record